Molecule: messenger RNA, 692 nt
Organism: Brachypodium distachyon (stiff brome)
Lineage: Eukaryota; Viridiplantae; Streptophyta; Magnoliopsida; Poales; Poaceae
Exons: 1
Coding region: 75-557 (160 amino acids)
Source: RefSeq, a predicted model, not a curated record
CCUGCUUCGACCACGUACAAGAUUCAGUCCAAAGAUUUGGUUGCAACACGAUCGGACAACAGAUACAUAUACACAUGGGCAACUUGUGCGUCCGGGGCGGCCACCGUGCAAGGCCACUGGUGGUCUUGCCGGACGGCAGCCGGUUCCGGCUGGAGGAGCACGCGGGCGUAGCCGAGCUGAUGAUGGAGGCGCCGGGGCACGUGGUUGCGCGGGCCAAGGAUGCCGUCAGGGAACGACGGCUGCGAGCCUUGGGCGCUGACGAGCUCUUGCGCGCGGGGGAGGUGUACCUCCUCGUGCCCGUGGGGAAGGCCGGGGCACGGCUGUGUGACGGGGCGGUGGAGGCGAUCUGCCCACUGGUCUUUGGAAAAAAGGGGAGCAAGCUUAAGGGCAGGGGCGGCAGCAGGUUGUCCAGGAGAAGGAUUUUCCCGGGAGCAGAAACUGGCUUCGGGGAAGAUGAUGUCGCCGAUGGGAACAAGUCUGGUAAACAGGGCCUGCAGGUACAUAGGCUUAGGGCCAGGCAGUGGAGGCCUGCCCUUGAGACCAUCGACGAGGCGUAGAUUAGUCAAGGAUUUGGUGCGCUCUUUGUUCAUAAAAUAGGAAAUUUGAUUAUUUCAUUUUAUUCUUCCAUGUGUGUGGAUUUUUUAAGCAAAAGCUUAAAUCUCAGUCAAGAUCUUAGUACCAUUUUCACUCCA